AAAUAUAAUCAAUGAUUUUAAUCGUAUGAAUAAUGAAAAAACAGAUGAUUCAUUAAAAUCAUUUUUAUUUACAUUUAAAAUUCAUAUUGAUCAAUUCAAUGAAAUUGUUCAUGAUCUUUAUCAACAAAUUACUAAUGGUUCAAAAGCUGUUGAUCAAUUAUUUAUUGAAACAAAUAAACAAAUGUGGAAUGAUAUUGAAAAACAACAAAAACAAUUACUUGAUGAUAUAUCAUCAAUAAAAAAUGAACAAAUUUUAACUGAUGAACAAUCAUUUGAUAAACUUUCUCAUUUAUUACAAAUUUUUCAUGUAGAAUAA
Rotaria sordida is the source of this 316-nucleotide messenger RNA. The record is from the annotation of a GenBank genome assembly. Lineage: Eukaryota; Metazoa; Rotifera; Eurotatoria; Philodinida; Philodinidae.